This is a messenger RNA of Hymenoscyphus albidus, 811 nucleotides long. The record is from the annotation of a GenBank genome assembly. NCBI's taxonomy places the organism in Eukaryota, Fungi, Ascomycota, Leotiomycetes, Helotiales, Helotiaceae.
AUUUCCUCUUCCCCAUCACCACCCUCAACCACACCACCUCCCUCCCCCAUCCCAUCAUGGCGCCCACCCGCACAACCACCAUAAAAUCCAAACACGCAACCAACAAAUCGGGGAUCCAAAACUCCAAAACCUCCUCCAAAGCGCGCAGCAACGGCUCCUCAGGCGAUGGGGUGUCCAAGAAAUCCGCAAAGUCAAAGAGAACGACAAGUAAAGGCGUCGCGUUGGGUAGUGUGACGGGAAAGGGAGCGGCGCUGAAUAAAUUGAGGAAGAAGAGGAGGGUGUAUACGGAGAGGGAAUUGGGCAUUCCGACUUUGAAUAUGAUUACGCCUGUGGGAGUGGAGAAACCGAGGGGGGGGAAGAAGGGGAAAGUUUUUGUGGAUGAUCGGGUGGGUUUUUUUGCUUUAUGUUUUUUGGUUGGAGGGGGUUUAUUUACUGUUUUUUGGUUUUUGGGGGGGUUUUUUUUGGGAGAGAGAGAUCAGCAUUCGUGGAUCAACAAAAGCUAACCACAUCCCCAAACCAGGAAUCCAUGCUAACAAUCCUCUCCCUCGUGCACGCCGAAAAAGACGGACAGAUCGAAUCGAAAAUGAUGAAAGCGCGACAGAUGGAAGAGAUCCGCGAAGCGCGCAAAGCCGAAGCGGAGAAGAGGGUGGAAGAGAGGAAGAGCAAGUUGGACGAGACGAAGGAGGGACUGAAGAAGAAGAGGAAGAGGGCUAGUGCGGCGAGGGAAUUGGAGGGUGAGGGCGGACGGAGAGAGGAGGAGGUUAAGGGGACGAAGGCACUGAAGUUGAAGAAGACGGUUAGUUUUGCGUAG